This is a messenger RNA of Drosophila busckii, 2442 nucleotides long. Its product is annotated as cell division cycle 7-related protein kinase. The transcript has a single exon. Gene Ontology annotation, biological process: protein phosphorylation; mitotic DNA damage checkpoint signaling. The record is from RefSeq and is a predicted model, not a curated record. Bases 279 to 2342 code for a protein of 687 amino acids. Gene Ontology annotation, cellular component: nucleus. Lineage: Eukaryota; Metazoa; Arthropoda; Insecta; Diptera; Drosophilidae. Gene Ontology annotation, molecular function: protein serine/threonine kinase activity; ATP binding.
UAUUAAUCAUUUUAAGGACUCGACAUUUCUCUAGCAAGCAAAAUUUCAACACAAAUUCCCAACGAAAUUAUUGUGUGUAUUUGUGGUAAGCGCCAAGUUGCUUAGCGCCUUACGCAAAACAAUCACAAAAUCGAACCGAACUCAUUGCCGUUCUGGAUGCACAGCGCCAAAAAUUUCAACAAAAAACACAGCAGAAAGAAAAAAACUUGAACUGAAAAGACAAAGCGUGAAAUCUACGACGGGGCGGGGCCACGCACCACUGUAAAUGGAAUGCGCAAAUGUUUACUAAAUUCUUUAUUGAGAAAAUGGACAAAAAAUUACAACAACAGCAGCAGCAGCAGCAGCCACUCCAAGCCAAGUUAGCAGCAUUCGAGUCCAAAUUAAAGCAGAAUAAUCUGCCAGUCUUGACGACGACGACGACGACAACAACAACUGGAGCAGCAGCUGGAGCUGGAGCAGCAGCAGCAAAUAGCAACAAACAUGUGACGAAGAGCACGCAGCACGGCAAUCGACAAACGACAAUGAAGGAUUCACAGGGUGGACACAAGGAGCGCGGCGACAAAUCGACUACAAAAUAUGAAACUUUACUCAAUCGCUAUGCGCUGCCGGUGGCUGCGCAGCCGGUGGUGAUGCCGCUGCUGAGCCAAGUGCAGCGUGUGAACAACGAUUUGACGGACAAAUUGUCGCGCCUGACGCGACGCAACAACAUCAAGUUUCGCGAGCUGGCGGCAAUGCAGGCGCAGGAUAAGAACACGGAGGCAUUGCUAGCGCUGCAGACUUCCAUACCCGAGAUUAGUCAAAUCUUUGAUGUGCAUUGUCGCAUUGGCAGCGGCACCUUCAGCAGCGUCCUGCUGGGCACGCUGCAGCGUGAGCGGCAACUGCCGGAGGCGCAACGUCGUCGCUUCGCCAUCAAACAUCACAAUCCGACAAAUCAUCCGGAGCGCAUUCUACGCGAACUCGAGUGCAUGUUUCGCAUGGGCGGCGAUCAUAAUGUGAUUGGCAUCAAUUGCUGCAUACGCUACAACGAUAAUGUGGCAUUUGUUAUGCCCUUUAUGAGUCACGAUCGCUUCCACGAUGUCUACCGCAGCUUGAGCCUGCUGGAGGUCAAAGAGUACUUGCGCAAUCUGCUGGUGGCGCUGCGUCAUGUCCACAAGUUCAAUGUUAUACAUCGCGAUGUCAAGCCGAGCAACAUUCUGUAUAAUCGCCGCACGGGCAAGUUUCUGCUCUGCGACUUUGGACUGGCGCAGCGACUCACCGAGGACGGCAGUUUGAUCCAGGCCUCGGAUCUGAGUGGCGCAGCGGCGUUGCUGCGCGAUAUGGAUGCAGCGCAGCAGCAGCUGUAUCGCCAUGAGGGCAACAGUCUGCAGGCGGAGGCAGAGGCGGCGGCGCUGCGGCAAGCGGACCCGGAGCGACGCAUACGCGCAGCGGGUGGCGGCACCACAGCCUUCGAGUCCAGUCCCAUGGAGCCGACCAAGAAGGAGCUGGCGGCGCAAAAGGCGGACACGCAGCGGCUGAUCAAUCGCUUGCGCUUCAUCAACGUCAAUGUGGAUCCCAACAACUAUGUGGUGUCGACCAAUAGCGGCCGCAAGGAAAUGCACGCCUCUCGAGCUGGCACGCCCGGCUAUCGGCCGCCUGAGGUGCUGCUGCGUUAUCCGCAUCAGACCACUGCCGUGGAUGUUUGGGCCGCGGGCGUCAUAAUGCUCUCCAUGCUGUCGUCGCUGCAUCCGUUCUUCAAGGCGCCCAGCGACUGCGCUGCGCUCUCCGAGAUUAUGAAUCUCUUUGGCGAUCUGCAGGUGCGCAAGACCGCCUUCAUGCUGGAUCGCCUGGUGCUGCUCACCCAAAAGGUUGGCGCUCUGGACUUGAAACGCGUCUGCAUGCGCUUUCGCUAUGCCGCUCAGUUUCUCUCGCCGGAAAUGCAGCGACGCCAUCGCCAGGCCGAUGGCAACAGCGAGCUCUGCCGCAGCUGCGAGCAGCCCACCUACAAUUGCAUCUGCAAGCACAGCACGCAUCAGCUGGAGACCUACGAGGGCCUGGACAUCUUUCCGCUGCAUGCCUAUGACUUGCUCUCGCGCCUGCUUGAGAUCAAUCCACAGCGUCGCAUUACCGCCGAAGAGGCGCUGCGUCAUCCUUUCUUUAGCGAGCAUCAUCGUCUAGUUGCUGGCGUGCCCUUCAGUCACCAGCACCAGCAGCAGCAGCAGGCGGGCAUUGCCCAGCUGCGCUCGCGUGAGUCGUUGCCCUCCACUGCUGGCGGCUCGCGUGGCCUCAAGCCAUAUCUCUCCCAUCCGCUGGGGCUCAGCAAUAGCACGCGCACCGCUGCGGCCUCAAGUACGACGCAUGUUUGAUUCAACGUUCAUGUCCAAGCCUCUCAGCCUGAGAUCACCGCGUAUAAACAAAAAUUGUAUUGUGCAACAAGCUCUAAAUUUUGCAACAACAUAAAAAUAA